AUGAACUGCACGAGAGCAUUCGGAACCAACGCGAUCCUCUCCAAGCAGUCCGCUGCUCAGCUUCUCAAGGCCCUCAAUGGCUCCAGCUCCCUGUGCCUGGCGAGACCGGCCCUCGGUGACCUGCAACAACACUCGUCCUCGAGACAGUUCAGCGUAUCCAUACCAGCAAGAUGGCGCGAGUUCUUCCCAAAGCCCGAUGCUCCAUCGAUACGGGAGACGAAGCCCGCAUGGUCCCAUCCGAUCUACUCAUAUGACCAGAUGAAAACUGUCGAAGUCGCCCAUCGGCAAGCGAGGACCAUGUCCGAUCGAGUGGCCAUCUUCGCCGUCAAAUUUCUACGCACUUUUCUGGACUUCGCAUCUGGAUACCGCCACGGCAAGGGACAGAUGACCGAGCGGAAAUACAUGAUUCGGAAUAUCUUCCUUGAAUCCGUGGCCGGUGUUCCGGGUAUGGUUGCGGGUAUGCUUCGCCACCUACACAGCAUGCGGAGAAUGAAGCGAGAUAAUGGCUGGAUGGAGAGCUUGCUAGAGGAGAGUUACAAUGAACGCAUGCACCUUCUCACAUUCAUGAAGAUGGGGGAACCUGGUUGGUUUAUGCGGCUUGCGGUACUUGGUGCACAAGGUAAAGCCUCCCUUUGAACUAAUUGAUGGAACACGUUUGCUAACAAUCUCCACAGGCGUCUUCUUCAACACCUUCUUCCUAGCCUACCUCGUCUCCCCCAAAACCUGCCACCGCUUCGUCGGUCACCUCGAAGAAGAAGCCGUGAUAACCUACACCCGCGAAAUCGAAGACAUCGACGCCGGCCGUCUGCCCAAGUGGGAGAAAAUGCAAGCACCAGACAUUGCCGUCAAAUACUGGGAGAUGCCCGAGGGUCAUCGCACCAUGCGAGACUUGCUGCUGUAUAUCCGUGCCGACGAGAGCAAGCAUCGGGAAGUCAAUCAUACACUGGGAAACCUGGAUCAGGAGAAGGAUCCGAAUCCCUAUGUGAGCGAGUACAAGGAUCCGAGCAAGCCGCAUCCGGGCAAAGACUUGAGUUGGCAGAAACCUGAGGGAUGGGAAAGGGAGGAGGCGAUCGGGAAGCUCUGA
Messenger RNA from Lecanosticta acicola, 1084 nucleotides. Lineage: Eukaryota; Fungi; Ascomycota; Dothideomycetes; Mycosphaerellales; Mycosphaerellaceae. The record is from the annotation of a GenBank genome assembly.